Aedes aegypti (yellow fever mosquito) is the source of this 7475-nucleotide messenger RNA. RefSeq names its product cyclin-dependent kinase 5 activator 1 (gene Cdk5alpha). The transcript has 4 exons. Lineage: Eukaryota; Metazoa; Arthropoda; Insecta; Diptera; Culicidae. The record is from RefSeq and is a predicted model, not a curated record. Bases 1199 to 2689 code for a protein of 496 amino acids. Gene Ontology annotation, cellular component: cytoplasm; protein kinase 5 complex. Gene Ontology annotation, molecular function: cyclin-dependent protein serine/threonine kinase activator activity; protein kinase binding. Gene Ontology annotation, biological process: activation of protein kinase activity; positive regulation of cyclin-dependent protein serine/threonine kinase activity.
CGACUUUUUCGAAUCGUCAUUUAUAUCAGAACCAGUGUGCGGGAGACUAGGUGGUCCUCCAUAUUUGCGUUUUGAUAUAACAUCAAAAAGUGUUGUAGCUUUGGGAUCCUUUUCUCAAGUAGCUUUGCUGUGCAAAUCGGAACGGAAGCUAGAAGUGAGCGCAAUUUGCAUUGAAUAGUGUAGUCUCGCGAUUCGCUGGAGUGAAAAUUUGUAGGAAAAAAAGUCAAACGUAGGCUCGGAUAUUCUUACGCAAAUGGAAAAACUGUGACAGUGCAGUGCAGUGAAAAGUUCACCACCCCAGAAAAGGAAUAAAAGUACUCCUUGGCGAUCCAGGAGUAGCAACAGCAGCUGGUGGAUGAUUCAUUACGUGAAAUGGCCCUAAGCAUAAAUUGAUCCAAAUCGACAAUCGCUUUGGGUUUGGAUUUGAUUUUUUUUUCGCUUGACAGGGAUCCAUUCAUACCUCAAAUCGAGGGCACUUUUGGGGACGAAGCAGAAAGGAAAAUCUGAAAGUGCGUGUUCCACAGCUCCCCGAUACCAAUCGAUGGUAAUAGUGUGAGUGUGUAUCGUGGAAAACUAAGGAUUAUAAGUGACGGUGUGUGCGUGUUUUGUUGCUUGGAGAAAAUUUGUGUUCAGCAAUUUGCAGCCUACCGCCCAUUGUGGCCCCGUUUCUGGCCGUUUGCGUUAUCCGGAAGUGUGAUCGCUUUGGGAUUCCUAUUACCUUAAGGGGAGUACUGAGCGGAAGUUGGACACUGACUUUUUCUUGUGUGUUUCUGCGUCUUCAUAAAGGAUAUCUAACUCCAAGCAUUCGAAGCGUGUAGUGAAUCGUUGCAGAGCUUAGCGGAUGUUUCAAUUAUUGCGGAAAUUUGCUCUCGAUGGGAUGGUGUUGUGACAUAGUUGAAAAUUGAGGGUGACGAGAAGGAGUGAGUGUGAAAAAUACACAAAGAAAAAGCAAAAGAGGAAGAUAUCGAGAGCAAGAGAGCUAGAAAAAAGGAUACGUACGUGUACAAAGCGUGUAAGAAGUUGUCGAUUCGUCGUUACAUAAAAUUCAGUGAAAAAGAUAUUCCGAAGAGCAAUUCUCUGGGGAAAACGUGUGACUUGUUGAUAGCAUUUCCCAUCCGACGUGGUGUAAUAAAUAAUUCAUCGCAAAAUUCCUUCAUCUUCCACAGUGCUUUUGGUAGACGAGUUGAGGUUGGCAAAAAUGGGCACAGUAUUAAGUUUCAGUCCCCGGGAGCGUCGACCCAUUUAUUCGACGCACCAUCACAGCGCCGGGACGUUGUCGUCGUCAAAUUCGGCAGACUUCCCCCUUAACAACUACUCUUAUGAGCAGUUGAACAACGUCAAGAACAGAGAGAAUACUAAACCGCCGAAUCUGAUACAAGCGGUUCCCAACAAUAGUAACAUGAACAAUAACAAUCUCAAUAUCGGAACUAAAGAUGAUGGAAAGAACAAUAACACGAACAACGCUGGUACACUGAUGUUGCUUCAGCAGAACCACCCCUCCAACAUAAACGGGAGCGCCAACAUCAACAGUAUCAACAACAACAUCAAUAGCAACAACAAUAGCAACAGCAUACAGGAACGAAACAAUAAUAACAAUACUAGUAAUACCGACAGUGCUCGUAUCCUCUCGGAGAAGAAUGCUCUCGAGAAGAAUCUCAAGAAGCAUUCUUUGUUCAUCAACGCCCUCUCGUGGAAGCGACUGGCGGCCUCUCAUGGCAAGAAGAAGUUGGACAACCAGAAGAACAAGUCGGCAAAUCUGGGGUCGGCCACGUUCCGUACUCCGUUAACGGACACCAUCCAUCCGAUGGUGGACAAGAACAAGAAUCUUCAACAGUCGCAGUCCUUCACACAGCCCAUCUCCCACAGUAACCAACAGUUGCAGCAGAUCCAAUCCCAACAACCGGCUGCCAUCCAACUGCAGCAGCAACAACACUCCCACCCGCAGCAAACGGUCUACUUUACUCCGGGGGGUCCGAAAGCUUUGCUGGCCCUAGAUUUGGUGCGGGCCAACAAUACAAACCCGCUGUCGCAACCGGAUAAGUUGACACCGAAGUUGCCCCUGCAGUUGCCCUUGCCUCUGCAACCGAUCAUCAACCAGCAGCAGGCCGUAGCCGUUGCUCAACAGCAGCAGAACCAACUAUCGCAGCAGUUGCACCAUAGCGGACAUGGGCCGCGGAAAACCGUCAUUCAGGCCUCGACGUCAGAGCUGCUAAAAUGUCUGGGAAUGUUCCUGCACGACCGGUGCCGAAAGCUGCGAGAUUUCCAAGCAGGUGACGCCGUGAUGUGGCUGCGGGCAGUCGAUCGGAGUCUACUGCUUCAGGGAUGGCAGGACGUUGCCUUCAUCAACCCGGCCAAUGUGGUGUUCGUGUACAUGCUGGUCCGGGAGCUGGUGGACGGCGAGGAGACCAAAGAGGCUGAACUACAGGCGGCGGUGCUGACCUGUCUCUAUCUGUCCUACUCGUACAUGGGCAACGAGAUUAGCUACCCGCUGAAACCCUUCCUGGUGGAGGAUUCCAAGGACAAGUUCUGGGAUCGGUGUCUGCUGAUCGUGAACCGGCUGUCCUCGAACAUGCUGCGGAUCAACGCUGAACCGGGCUUCUUCACCGAGAUCUUCACCGAACUGAAGGCCUGCGGUAUGAACUCGUCCAGUUCGAACCCCAACGGAAACCUGCCGUGCGGUGCGGCUUGACGCAGUAACAGCAGCAGUCGCCAUCCCCGAGAGGUUGUUGUCCGGCUGUCGAUUGCCGGUCAGCAGCAAAAGUACCAGCACCAGACGACCCUCCAGGAGCUGACCAGUGUCGUUUGAAUGGGAACGACGACAUGACUUCAGCCCGAAUAGAUGGCCAGAGUACAGCGCCCCCAGCCAUCAACCAACGAGAGCUCAGCCUACAACAACAGAAACUAUCACAUGUCACUACUACCAUAGCAGCAAUCAUUCUAACAAACCGACACACUAUAGUUGAAACGGGUUCAGUGGUCUAAACCCUAGAAGGGUGAUAUCCUUCUUCAACCGUAUAGAUGUAUGUGUGUGUUCCGUUCAACGCCAUAUUACAAAUAGUAGCCUCCUCAUCAUAAACCGAAACAAUAGCAAAAAAUAAGAGAAGAACAAUUGUGCUAGAGCUUGGGUGAAAGUUCUCAAACCAACGAAUGCGAAAACUAUCGGUCUUACGAGGGUCGGACAGUCGGAGUAGUGCAGUAAUUCACAUUGAAGUUAAAUAGCCAUACAAGACACAAACACAUUCUUAGCAAGGGGAUUACCACAAGCCAUUUUUGUUUCGUUACCAAUCCAUUGGAAAACAGUAGUGAUUCCCAAAGAUUAGAGUAGAAGAUACGCAAAAAUAAUAGACUCUUUGAAGUUUUCCCGAAAACUGUCGAACAAGGUCGGUUUUGAAUUUAAAAGACAACCGUUUGUAAUUACCAGGUCGUAUUCUCAAUUCCUCCAUGAAUUAAAAGUUAAACGUAAGAAGUUUGGCAGAAAUAGAAAUACGAAGGAAGAAAACCCAACAAAAUGUGAUUCGAUGAAAUUAUAUUACUAUUAGACGAAAUUUAUGAAGUUAGGAUUACCCGGAAACUCCAUCACCAAGAUGGAACUGAUUCUCAAAUUGAGAUGAGAUGAUUUAGAUGGUUCCAGAAGAGAAGGAAUGUUUUUGUUAGGUUACACACAACUUCGUGAUAUUAUUUAAAUACUAUGGCAAAAUAAUUGAACAGAUCUGCAAAUUUUGCUAAACAUAAUUUCAGAUGUAUCUUUUGGAUACUGGAGCUCUUGCUUAACGUAUAAAUGACCAGUAAAGUUUAUGUUUUCAGUCGAUUUUGGCAUAUUGCGUAAAACGUUUGAAGCAAUCUUUUUUUCUGGUCUGAUUGGGAUAUAAAUUUCAACAAAGUUUAAUAAACUGUCAUCGUUCUAAUCGCAAAUAUUCAUGAAAAAGUAUUUGAGAAGAAACAGCUUUAAAAACAGUGUUAGGUAAUGCAAAUGCAUGACAACUUCUAUUGCCGGUCACACCUAUCUCCUCCGUUACGAGGAAAGAAAAGGAUAAUGUUUAUACAACACCCAUUGAAAAGAGGCCAGGGAUAAGGUCUCUUCUUACUUGCCUUUUUGAAAAGUAUAAAAUUUGAAGUGAAAAUAAAUAAAAUUUGAAGUUAUCGAACAUUUAAAAUAGAAGCAAGUUAAAAUGUAUAACUUUCACAGCAUAAUGAAAAUUAUAGGGCUUAGAUUUGAAGGGUUCGAUUAUUUCUCAUCAUUUUUAAACCCUAUAUUCAAAUUCCAAAAUUUCCCGUUUCGGCUAUACAGUCAACAUAGAAUACUAGGCUAAAUACACUGUCCCAAUUGGGAUGUAUUGCUUUUAAAACGUAUUAGAAAAACGAGAUUUUUUUUGCCAAAAUUUAAGACAAUUUUAAAAAUUUGAACGAUGAAGUCUAGUGUGAACGUUUAUUUUAUACAUCUCCGGUUUAAAUCAUCAUUGAUCUAUCGUUUGACAAGUUGUAUCGAUUUGAUUUGGAAAAAGACCGUACUUAAUGCAAAACGAAACCAAAAGCUACUAGCGAGCAGAACGGAGUGAUGAAGGUUUGAAACAAAACCAGAAAAGCCAUAACCUAAGAAAGAAACAAAAAAACUAACAAAAACUAGCCGCGGUAUAAUAACAAAAAAAAACUGAACAAACUUUGUAUAGUGAGUAAGUGAAUGUUAAUGUUUGAUUUUAGUGGUUAGAGAAACAAAAACAAGAAAAAAGCAAGCAAAAAGUCGUUGAUUAUGAAACAAAGCUAAUUCACACCUACUCAAGUGCGUGCAAAAAAGUGAAUUUUGAGACGACAUCGAUGACAUGUGUACAGAGAUUACUGUGAAAAAUACAGCGAGCAAAGAGGGAAUGCAGUGUAUGGGAAACCUUUAAUCUGUUGUGCAAUGGUUGAAAACGUGUGGUCUAGUUUGGAUAAGUUUGUUGAUUCUUGGUUUGUCUCUUCGUGGUUAAAAUUUGGAAACAAAGUGUAGAUAUUUCGGUUUACUCUGUAUUAUAUUUGACAAUAGCAAUGAUCUCAAAAAUAUAGUUUGCAAAACAUUAUAAAUCAAUUUAAUGCACGUUUGCACAUUCCGUUAGGUAAUAUUGAUACAUAUCAGGAAUGUACGUAACAUAAACUCGUAACAAAAGAAAUCAAUUUCAGUUCCCAAUGGGUUGAAAGAAUCAGUAAAAUCAAAAUGGAAAUGUAUCGAUGUAGUAAUCAAUCAGGAAAUUUAAUUUCUUGGAAAUUAAUCAACUUCAGCUCUACACUUAUAACUUAACCCUUUUUGAGAACAACAAUAUAUUUUUUUCAAUUGUUUGCACUUCUACAAGUUGAGAAUUUAAUUAACAACAAAUGAAUUGAAUUUCAAUCUUUGAUGGAUAAAUGACUUAAAGACAGUUCACAAAUUUUUAACGACUUCGAUAUAUUUUGGGAAAACAUAAGAAUCCCAUUUGGAAUUGCUCAGAAAAGGAAGGCUUUGCGCCAAUGCAAAUGUAUUCAUUGAUACAUUUCUAUUUUUCACUGAUCUGAAAUGCUCUUUAUUAAUCUAGUUUACAUUUGAAUAAUCCAUUAUAUUAAAAACGAUUUUUUCUCCCCAUACUCCAGUUGAAAGAACUAUAGCUCUCUAUAAUCAACUGUGAAUAAGCCACAUAAUAAAAAUCUUAAGAUAAAAUAGCAAAAAAAAAAACACUCAUACACUGACACAAAAAUCCAUCCAACAGUUAAGUUGUAUGUUUUAGCAAAACAAAAAUCGUGAUUUAUAUAACACAAUACGCUCACUCUGUUUUUACUAUAGUUUUAAAACUGUAUCGUGUAUAUUGUGUAACAAUUUCCCAACAAUUGCAAAGAACGAAUGUAACAUGUGUAUCAAUAGAAUACUUUCAUCCCAUCCCAAUUUUAAACCACUCCUCUUGCCGCAUAAUGCUUAGAACUGGAAAAAAUAACUGUAAAUAUCAAUUUCUUCUCUGUGUUUGCUAUGAAGCAGAAUUUCAUUUCCAGUUAAAAUAAAACUCGGUUUGGACGCUGAACAACAUUUGUGAAACGCAAUGGAAAUUGGUUUCAAUGUAAGCAAUUUUCAACCGUUGUCCACACAACCGCAUAAAGAGGGCCGGAGUAUGUGCAAUUAAGAAGGAAUGUUCUGAAAAACCAUCGUGAAAUAUAGUGCGACGAAUACAAACGAAAUUUUGACCAAUGUAAUCAUGAUUGAAAAACGCGGCAGGAUCGUUUGAUUGUGCAAUAAAGAAUGAAACUUAACUAGAAUUAGAACGAACUGUACACUGAAAAAAGUUGUAGUUUGAAAAACAACGUUUUUUGUUUGGUUUUAUUUACAAAAAAAUACUGAACAUGAGAUCGUUUUGCGAUCUUUGAAUGAAUACAAAUCUUCCAGAAAAUUCCGUACUAACUUUCUCUCGAUACGCAUUAAUUUAUCUUUCCUUUCACAUUCAAAACAAAUAAAAAUAUUUAACCAUUGCGAGUUGAACUGACAGAAGAUCUUAGUAAUUCAAUGACAUCGGUAGCCUUUCGGUAUGCCAGACUAGCAUAAACCAGAGUUUCGAAUAGUUCUUCUCGGGAACAACCAAGAUUAAAAUUAGUAGUAAAAUACAAAGCAGUUCAAACCAGAAAAAAAGCAUUAAACAUAGAAAAUUCAUCGACACGGGAAAAAUAAUGCUGCAACAGUAAACGUCACGAAAAAAAAAUACCUUGAAGUAACUAUACGAAAAAACGGGACAAGAUAAACACAAAUAAACCAAAUAAAAAUACUGUUGAAUGUUGAAUACGGAUGUAAAAGAAUAACAGAAAUAAACACAUAAUAAGAGUUAUUAACAAAUUGGAACGAAUCGUUUUAAACGGAACAGAUGGUUUGAUCCACACUGUGUUGUAACAGAAAUUUUCAAAGUGAAACGAGAGUAAUUGAAAACAGAACAGAUUAUCAACAGCGGCAAAAUGGUCAUCAUAUAAAGAAAACUAAUCUUUGGAAAGAUACACAAGACCAAUAAAAACAAACUUUAAUGUAGAAACGAAAGUUGUUAGAAAAUCCCUGCUGAAGUUGCCAGAAGAAACCAACCACAUCAAUAUGAACCCUGUUUCUGUCCAAAGAACACAUAAGCGAUUGGGACCGAAUGAUUGCCAAACCACGAACCACUAUAAACAUUCCCUAUCAAAUCACUUUAAAUACAGUGAAGUAAAGAAACAUUACACCCAGAAGAUCAGAUAAUAAAUACGUACAACUUAGGAGGGUGGAAGAAAUGACUACAGCAUGAUAUUAUCCGAGAUGCAGAUCUGUUAUCUCACGGGACAAAUGGAAAUAUAUGACCAUUGUAGAAGAAUAGUAUCCUCCAUACCUUACCAUCGUGAUGGAAUAAGGAAAAUGAACUAGUUACAACAAGCGGCUAGAAACCCCAAAUCCUGCGAUACCCAAUAUUCGACGAAAAAUCGGACAGGAGAAAAAGAGAAAAAAAUAAAAUUCACAACUUUCACGGAAG